Messenger RNA from Camelina sativa (false flax), 1501 nucleotides. Lineage: Eukaryota; Viridiplantae; Streptophyta; Magnoliopsida; Brassicales; Brassicaceae. The record is from RefSeq and is a predicted model, not a curated record.
GUACACUUGGUGGGGGAAGUUUGUCUUCGUUGUUGUUGUUGGAGAGAUACACUGAAAAAAUCUGUGGACCUUUGAUCAAUGGGCGAGUCAAUUCGAUUCGUUUCAGUACAAUGGCGGAUACUGGCACCGAUCAUCAUCGCUUUACUUUUAUAUAUUCCGAUUAUUGUCUCGGGAAGUUUCUUUAAACCGUUCAACGUCAGCUACGACCACCGGGCUCUAAUCAUCGCCGGUAAGAGGCGUAUGCUCGUAUCCGCUGGAAUUCACUACCCUCGAGCCACUCAUCAAAUGUGGUCUGAUCUCAUUGAAAAGAGUAAAGAAGGUGGAGCUGAUGUGAUUCAAACUUAUGUGUUUUGGAACGGGCAUGAGCCUGUCAAGGGUCAGGUGGAAGAAGCUGUAAAGCAUGAUGAGAAUGGAAAUCCUGUAAAACGAUUUAGGAGAAGGGAAACUUUAGUGCAUUCAGAAAGUAUUGCCGGAAGAAGCUUUUGGAAUGAGCACUCCUCUCUUCAUAAGGAUCUUGGACAUUUUGCGCAAGACAUUGGCAAAAUUGACCCGGAUUAUGUUAAGUCGUUUCAGUUUGAGAAUAGAUUAGUACCUUUAACUUGGGUUGUGGUUAGGAUUGAUGGCUGCCAUUUUCACAGAUUCUCUGAAGUUCAUGAAUUUGAGAAGCCAAAUGAUGAGCAAGCUCUGAAACUUAUGAAUUCGUGUGCAGUGGCUGUUCUUGAGGAGUUUCAGGAUAUUGUCUUUGCCUAUGGUGUUAGUGAUGAGUACAGCUUUGUUCUGAGUAAGGAAUCUGAGCUUUACAAAAGACAGUCCAGUAAGAUAGUAUCUGCAAUUGUAUCCUUCUUUACGUCUACAUACGUGAUAAGAUGGGAAGAUUUCUUCCCUCACAAAGAAUUGAAGUAUCCUCCGUCAUUUGAUGGACGAGCUGUAUGCUAUCCAACAUCAGAGAUUCUCCUGGAUUACCUAGCUUGGAGACAAGUCGACUGCCACAUCAAUAAUCAGUACAAUACAUGUUUCUGGAUGCUUGUUAAGUCUGGAAAAAGCAAAACUCAAGCCCAAGAUUACUUAAAGGGUACCCAAACACGAGAAAAAAACGAGUUACUUAGCCAGCAAUUUGGAAUUGAGUACAAUUCAUUACCUUUAGUCUUCCGCAUGGGUUCUUCUGUUUUCCGCCUAAAGGAACGUGUAACAGAGGAGAAUGGAGAAGUUUCAGGCAAGCAAGUGGAAGAAGAAGUGGUCAUAGACCAUUCUAACAUUAUCGACCAAUGUUUCUGGCAACAACGUCCUCACAUUCUUAGCUCCUAAAACAGGUAUUCAUUCGUAGUUUGGUACCAAAAAGAGAUAACCGAAUCAGAUUCAGGUCUUAUUGUCAUAAACCAAAGCUGAAUUAGAACCAAAAAAAAAUAAAAAGUAUUGAACCGAAUGGUCUACUUUUUUUUUUGAAUACUCUUACUAUAUGUUUCCAUUAUUCAACAAUUGUAUCUAUACAUUAUCCUAAUUU